AUGUCGCCCAAGACUUUCAUCGUCACCGGUGCCUCGCGAGGCAUCGGUCUCGCAGUCUCCAAGUUCCUGCUCAAUGCGCCUCAAUCCCACAACGUCGUCGUUAUCGCUCGCAGCCUCGAACCCCUCCAGAAGUUGAAAGACGAGUACACGAAGCAGGUCGAGGUGCUGAACGGUGAUCUUGCCGAUUUCUCCCUCGGCCAGAAGGCCGUCGAUCUGGCCCUCAAGUCGUUUGGGCGUCUGGAUGGCAUGGUUCUCAACCACGGCGUGCUGGGACAGGUGGGCAAGAUUGCUGAGGCGGAUCCUCAGCAGUGGAAGGAGGGAUUCGAUGUCAACUUCAUCAGUCUGGUGGCUUUUGUGAAAGCCGGACUUCCUUCGCUUCGCGAAUCCAAGGGCAGAAUCGUCUUCACGUCGUCCGGAGCUUCCGUCACGGGCUACCCGGGAUGGGGUCUGUACGGUGCGACCAAGGCGGCCAUGAACCAUCUGUGUCUGAGUCUUGCGGGCGAAGAGCCCGACGUGACGUCCAUUUCGAUCCAGCCGGGCCUGGUCAACACCGAAAUGCAGCGGGAGAUUCGCGAAGACCACGCUACGACUCUGCCGUCGGACUUCCAUUCGAAAUUUACUACGGCCCACAAGGAAGGACAAUUGCUGAGACCCGAGCAGCCCGGGCAUGUCAUGGCCAAGCUGGUCAUUGGCGCGCCGAACUCGUUGAGUGGAAAAUAUCUCCGAUGGAGCGAUGAAGAAUUUCUGGCAGCUUUCCAGGAGUAG
Aspergillus affinis is the source of this 765-nucleotide messenger RNA. Its product is annotated as SDR family oxidoreductase. Lineage: Eukaryota; Fungi; Ascomycota; Eurotiomycetes; Eurotiales; Aspergillaceae. Gene Ontology annotation, cellular component: intracellular anatomical structure. Gene Ontology annotation, molecular function: oxidoreductase activity, acting on NAD(P)H, oxygen as acceptor. The record is from RefSeq and is a predicted model, not a curated record. The transcript is spliced from 4 exons. Bases 1 to 765 code for a protein of 254 amino acids.